Molecule: messenger RNA, 3340 nt
Organism: Galendromus occidentalis (western predatory mite)
Lineage: Eukaryota; Metazoa; Arthropoda; Arachnida; Mesostigmata; Phytoseiidae
Gene: AGO1
Product: protein argonaute-1
Exons: 4
Coding region: 158-2821 (887 amino acids)
Molecular function (GO): RNA binding; protein binding
Source: RefSeq, a predicted model, not a curated record
GGACGCUAAGUGUUGUUGGUUGUAUGAUCUGAUUCAAUUGAGGGAUCACCUCGACCGAUUCUCGGGCCAAAAAGCCCUAGCCAGACUCCCGAAGUCACUCACGGCACCCCUCUAGACAGGGAACUUCGCCCGGGGUUUCCUCGCUUCGAGUAACGACAUGUUUCCGAUCGAACAACCGGGGGCCUCCGGAAUGGGUGCGCCAGGCUCUCAGAUCCCUGCGCGUCCCCCGAGAGCGCUUUCGCCUCCGGUAUCACUGGUGCCGCUGGGAGUCGCUGGGAUGGGGGUCCCACCGCCACCGACAGAGAUCAACUUCGUCUGUCCCCGAAAACCAAAUGUUGGCACCGAGGGUCGGCCCAUCACAUUGAGGGCGAAUCACUUCCAGAUUACCAUGCCCCGAGGUUAUCUCCACCACUACGAUAUCAAUAUCACCCCGGACAAAUGUCCCCGCAAAGUCAACCGCGAAAUCAUCGAGACCAUGGUGGCAUCGUGCUCGAAGAUAUUCGGCAAUCAGAAACCCGUUUUCGACGGCAGGAAAAACAUGUACACGAGGGACGACUUGCCGAUCGGAAAGGACAAAGUCGAGCUCGAAGUGACUUUGCCCGGAGAAGGCAAAGAUCGUGUGUUCAGAGUCGCUAUCAAGUGGAUGGCUCAAGUGAGCCUCUACGGACUGGAGGAGGCUUUGGAAGGCCGAUCUCGAAACAUUCCCUUAGACGCUAUUCAGGCCAUUGAUGUUGUAAUGCGUCAUCUGCCGUCAAUGACCUACACACCCGUGGGCCGUUCCUUCUUCAGUAGUCCAGAAGGCUAUUUCCAUCCGCUCGGAGGUGGUCGGGAGGUUUGGUUCGGUUUCCAUCAAUCGGUUCGUCCGUCGCAAUGGAAAAUGAUGCUGAAUAUCGAUGUUUCGGCAACCGCGUUCUACAAGGCACAACCGGUCAUAGACUUCAUGUGCGAGAUCCUCGACCUCAGAGACGCAACGGAACAGCGUCGCGUUCUGACCGACUCCCAACGAGUCAAGUUCACCAAGGAGAUCAAGGGACUCAAGAUCGAGAUCACUCACUGCGGGUCGAUGCGGCGCAAGUACCGCGUCUGCAACGUGACCCGUCGACCCGCGCAGCUUCAGUCGUUCCCACUUCAACUGGACAACGGGCAAACGGUCGAGUGCACUGUGGCGAAAUAUUUCCUCGACAAAUACAAAAUGAAGCUCCGCUAUCCGCACUUCCCGUGCUUGCAAGUCGGUCAGGAACACAAGCACACCUACCUUCCCUUGGAAGUUUGCAAUGUCGUCGCAGGCCAAAGGUGCAUCAAGAAGCUCACCGAUCUCCAGACAUCGACGAUGAUCAAAGCCACCGCCCGAUCGGCUCCGGAUCGUGAACGCGAAAUCAACAAUCUCGUGCGCAAGGCGGACUUCAACAGAGAUCCAUAUGUGCAAGAAUUUGGUCUGUCCAUCGCGCACACUAUGAUGGAGGUCCGGGGAAGGGUGCUGCCUCCGCCAAAGCUGCAAUACGGUGGACGAACCAAAAUGCAGGCUAUACCCAGCUGCGGAGUGUGGGACAUGAGAGGCAAACAGUUCCAUACUGGUGUUGAAAUUCGAAUUUGGGCUAUUGCGUGCUUCGCUCCUCAACGAGGAUGCAGAGAAGACUGCCUCCGAAGUUUUACUCAGCAACUGCAGAAAAUCAGCAGUGACGCCGGAAUGCCGAUUAUCGGCCAACCGUGUUUCUGCAAAUACGCCACUGGACCCGAUCAAGUUGAGCCGAUGUUCCGUUAUCUGAAGUCAACUUUCCAGGGCCUGCAGCUGGUGGUCGUCGUUCUACCCGGCAAGACUCCAGUGUAUGCUGAAGUGAAACGAGUCGGCGACACCGUGCUGGGCAUGGCUACACAGUGCGUGCAGGCCAAGAACGUCAUGAAGACGUCUCCGCAAACCCUUUCCAACCUCUGUCUGAAAAUCAACGUCAAGCUCGGCGGUAUCAACUCCAUCCUGCUGCCGUCGAUCCGACCGAAGGUUUUCAAUGAGCCUGUGAUUUUCUUCGGUUGCGACGUAACCCAUCCACCGGCUGGCGACACCAAGAAACCCUCGAUAGCGGCGGUCGUCGGAUCCAUGGACGCUCAUCCGAGUCGCUACGCGGCCACCGUCAGAGUCCAACAGCAUCGACAGGAAAUUGUCGAAGAUCUCUCUUCGAUGGUCAGAGAACUCCUCAUUCAGUUCUACCGAUCGACGCGCUUCAAGCCGAACAGAAUUAUCUUCUACCGGGACGGUGUGUCCGAGGGUCAAUUCCACCAAGUUCUCCAGCAUGAACUAAUCGCUAUCAGAACCGCUUGUCUGAAGCUUGAAAUCGACUAUAAGCCGGGAAUCACACUGAUCGUGGUCCAGAAGCGCCAUCACACGAGACUUUUCUGCGCAGACCGAAAGGAACAAAUGGGCAAAUCGGGCAACAUUCCUGCUGGUACCACGGUCGACGUCGGGAUCACUCAUCCCACGGAGUUCGAUUUCUAUCUCUGUUCUCAUGCAGGAAUCCAGGGCACGUCUCGUCCUUCUCACUACCACGUGCUCUGGGACGAUAAUCAGUUCACCGCCGAUGAGCUUCAAUGUCUCACCUACCAACUGUGCCAUACCUACGUGCGCUGCACCCGAUCGGUCUCAAUUCCUGCCCCGGCAUACUACGCCCACCUCGUCGCUUUCCGCGCGAGGUACCAUCUCGUCGAAAAAGAGCACGACAGCGGUGAGGGCAGCCAUCAAUCCUCAAAUGGAGACGACCGCACCGUGGUGGCUUUGGCAAGGGCUGUCACUGUGCAUCCUGAGACACUUAAAGUAAUGUAUUUCGCUUAAGUGACUGGCAUGCGCGCGGAGCUGCCGCAAAUAAGUGUUCGCCGUUCUGUUGUGCGGUUUAAUAUCAACCGAGGGUACGUUCGCAACGGCUGAUAGUUGUUUAGAGACUCAUAUUCAUAUUCAAACAAUCGUACACUUACAUCCACAAACAUCAUAGCGGAACACAAUAGAUCCCCUGAGCAAACCCAAGUACUUAACAUGGAAAACGUAGUCAUCCCAAUGCCUGAAAGGAUAACCGAGAAACAAAUCGUGUCAUCUCAAAGUGUUUGGUCCCCCGCCCCCCACCUUCUGGAAUUUCUCUCAUGAGUCGAAAGCUGUUACCCUGCGUCCCCGCCGCCAAUCGCCCCUAUUAGAGCCACCCCUCGCUCCAACAUUUAUUCCGAGAGGAAGCUUGAAUGAUGAUUAGAUAUUCGAUUUGAGACGGUCAGCUACUCGCAUCCUAUCAGAGCGGUAGUCUCCGCCGCCUCCAAUGGACGGACCAUCUCGAUCGAGCUGAGACCGUCAAGAAACACCACAGAU